CUUCUUCUUUGCACUUUGCUCAAAUACAUUUCGAAAGUUCAAACUUUGCAUUCCUCCACAGCACUCCUCUCCACGACGAAGGUAUACGAAGAUGUCUCACGACACGGUCUGGUAUUCCCGCCCCCGCAAUUACGGCAAAGGCUCCCGAGGCUGCGUUGUCACGGGCGAUAAGAAGAAGUCCGGCAUCAUUCGCAAAUAUGGUCUCAACAUGAGUCGUCAAGUUUUCCGUGAGAAAGCCGCGGAUAUUGGUUUCCACAAAUACCGCUGAGAUUGCACGUGCAAUGGUGUGCUCGGUCUGGGGCAUGUGGCUCAUUCGGAAGUAUUUAUGGGGGUUUCCGACUUCUACGAAAAUACCUUCCGUAGCUGCUCAAACUGAAUUUCUGCAUGGCCUGUAACUCAGAUCUCUUGAAUCUCUCCUUGCCUCAGUCUUAUUUGGCACGUAUGCGCGAUAAGGUAUUAGACUAUACUGAUCAAAUUCUUCCGACCAACCAAUCAC
Aaosphaeria arxii CBS 175.79 is the source of this 496-nucleotide messenger RNA. Its product is annotated as ribosomal protein S14. The record is from RefSeq and is a predicted model, not a curated record. Gene Ontology annotation, molecular function: structural constituent of ribosome; zinc ion binding. Gene Ontology annotation, cellular component: ribosome; cytosolic small ribosomal subunit. Bases 92 to 268 code for a protein of 58 amino acids. Gene Ontology annotation, biological process: translation. NCBI's taxonomy places the organism in Eukaryota, Fungi, Ascomycota, Dothideomycetes, Pleosporales. The transcript has 3 exons.